UCCAUAGAGAUGUGAUACACACCCUGAAGAGUAAUUCUUCAACAUAGCGUUAUGUGCAAGUCAUUUCUUGCUGGUUAAACAAUUAGUCCUCAGUAGGUUUUAUUUGAAGUUUGCUGUCAGUAAAAUUAGAUGAAUGCUUAAGUACUGGCAAAAUGCCUCAAGGUUUUACAGACGUUCUGGAGGAGUGGAAAUGUCUGGAGGAUGAAUAUCAACAACUUCAGGACACACACAGAAUGUAUUUACAGAAACUGGAUGAAAUUUCCAAACUACAAAACAACUGCUCGUCCUCCAUUUCCCGUCAGCAAAGAAGACUAAAGGAGCUGUCCCAUCGAGUCAAAAAAUGCAGCAAAUCUCUGUCAGAAGAAGAUGCCAAGAAGAUGGAUGAGAUAAAAGAGAAAGUCAAGACUCGACCAAAUGCUUUCUUUGAAAUGGAAGCUUUUCUUCCAAAGAAAAACGGGCUGUAUCUCAGUCUGGUCCUGGGGAACGUGAAUGUCACUCUCUUCAGCAAGCAGUCAAAAUUUGCUUACAAAGAUGAAUAUGAGAAGUUCAAGCUGUGCUCCACAGUCGUCCUGCUGCUGUUCUCCUUCAUAUGCUACUUCUUUGUGAGCUACAGAUUUCUUGACGCAAUCCUCAAUUUCCAGCUGGUGUGGUACUACUGUACCUUAACUAUCAGGGAGAGUAUCCUCAUCACUAAUGGCUCCAGAAUCAAAGGUUGGUGGGUUUUUCAUCACUACAUCUCAGCUUUUUUGUCUGGUGUGAUGCUGACAUGGCCAGAUGGGAACCUGUACAAGAUAUUCAGGAACCAGUUCCUUGCCUACUCCUUGUAUCAAAGUUUUGUUCAGUGUCUGCAGUGCUACUAUCAGAGUGGGUGUCUGUACAGACUGCGAGCCCUGGGAGAAAGACACAACUUGGAUCUGACCGUGGAGGGAUUUCAGUCGUGGAUGUGGAAAGGGCUGACAUUUCUCUUGCCCUUCCUCUUUUUUGGCCAUUUCUGGCAGCUCUUCAAUAGUCUGUCUCUCUUCAAAAUGGCUCAGCUCCCAGACUGUAAAGAAUGGCAGGUCCUGAUGUGUGGUCUCUGCUUCCUCAUUCUGUUCAUGGGAAAUUUCUUCACAACUGUUGCUGUGGUUCGUCAGAAGCUUAAGAGCAGGAAUCAGAAACCAAAGAGUCUGUGAUACAUAAUGAGAAAAUAAAGCAUGUCUACAAAAUGAUGUCUCACAUGUCUCAAUCCAAAUGGAAGCUCAUCAGUAACAUUAUACCAGCUAGUUAUUAUGAGUCUACAGACUAUUCUUACAAAGGAUGUACAGUAGAUAUAUAAAUAUAAAUAAUGUACCAUGAUUAAUCAAUCAUCAUUAAAGGUCAAAUUAUGCUCUA
Messenger RNA from Lates calcarifer (barramundi perch), 1371 nucleotides. RefSeq names its product ion channel TACAN-like. The record is from RefSeq and is a predicted model, not a curated record. Gene Ontology annotation, cellular component: membrane. The transcript has 12 exons. Gene Ontology annotation, biological process: fat cell differentiation. The coding region runs from base 153 to 1172 and encodes 339 amino acids. Lineage: Eukaryota; Metazoa; Chordata; Actinopteri; Centropomidae.